Messenger RNA from Mycetomoellerius zeteki, 822 nucleotides. RefSeq names its product Mitochondrial cardiolipin hydrolase zuc (gene zuc). Gene Ontology annotation, molecular function: RNA endonuclease activity producing 5'-phosphomonoesters, hydrolytic mechanism. The record is from RefSeq and is a predicted model, not a curated record. Gene Ontology annotation, biological process: piRNA processing. Gene Ontology annotation, cellular component: mitochondrion. Bases 90 to 785 code for a protein of 231 amino acids. NCBI's taxonomy places the organism in Eukaryota, Metazoa, Arthropoda, Insecta, Hymenoptera, Formicidae. The transcript is spliced from 3 exons.
UAACCUUUAGAUUGACUGAAGUGUUUCUAACACACAUUGCUUUUCCAAAGAUUUUGAAAGAUUUCCAAGUUACUUAAAUCAGGCCUAGAAUGAUGAAAAGAAUUGUCAUUGCAAUAACUUCUGGAGUUAUCGUGUCAGAAGUAAUGUGGCAGUUGUACAAGAAAUAUAAUCAUUCUCGGAAGAAAGUGAUUAAUACUUCCAAUUCGAAUGGUUCUGUAAAGCAGCUUUGCAAAAAUACAGAAGCAAAAUUCUUCGAAGUCAUGUUUUUUUCACAAGACUGUACUUUAUGUCGACCACAUUUAAGAUGUAUGAAACCAUGUGCAAAGCUGAAUUGUCCAGUAAGACACUUAAGGAGGAUUAUAUAUUAUUUAGAUUCUGCAAUUCAUACUUUGGACAUAUGUAUAUAUUUCUUUACAUUUACGGAAUUGGCAGAGGCAAUUAUAAGGGCCAAAAACAGAAAUGUUGUCGUAAGGAUCAUAUUGGAAGAUUCCAUGACACAUACUGAUAAAAGUCAAAUAAUGAACUUUUACAAAGAAGGCAUUAAACCAGUGUUCAAAUCAUUAGACGUCUUAGUGCAUCAUAAAUUUGUUAUUAUUGACAAUAACAUUGUAAUGACAGGCAGUAUAAACUGGACUAAAUCAGCGUUUUUUGGAAAUUUUGAAAAUGUUUUAGUGACUAACGAAUCAGCAAUAGUUAAGCCAUUUGUAAAUGAAUUUGAAAGGAUAUUGACGAUGCUCACUGCUACAACUACAGAAACUAAUUCUGAAACUUUAGAUAUACAUUAACAAUUUAUUUUAAAUGUAUUUACUUACAUUAAGUAAA